Raphanus sativus (radish) is the source of this 2797-nucleotide messenger RNA. RefSeq names its product F-box/kelch-repeat protein At4g38940. The record is from RefSeq and is a predicted model, not a curated record. NCBI's taxonomy places the organism in Eukaryota, Viridiplantae, Streptophyta, Magnoliopsida, Brassicales, Brassicaceae. Gene Ontology annotation, molecular function: protein binding. The transcript has 2 exons. Bases 1462 to 2562 code for a protein of 366 amino acids.
AUAAUAAAACCUAAACAAAGUGAUCCUCAUCUCUGUUCGUUUGGCCUUCAAUCUCCUCUGAAUCCACUUUUUAUUCACUUCAAUAGGCUGUUUCUUCUCCUCCACAUCAAUCAUCAAGAACAUAGUUUUUUUCCCUUCAAAUCCAACCCCAACUUCUCAUCUCAGCAAGGUAUCCAUCUUCUUGGCAUCUCGAACUUAUCACUGAACUCCGCCCCUGUCUCACCUUCAGACGUCGCCGGUCUUGAUAGACAUAGCCAGUCUCUCCGUUUUUGUUUAAUUAUGUUUACCCAACUCGGUUUACCAGUUCCGAGUCAACAAACGAUUCUUGUUUCUGGGUAAAUCAUUUCAUUCUCUUUUAUGUUCCUUCUUUUAUUGAGAUUUAAUAGAUUUUACUACAGAUUUAUACUAAACAAAAUAGUCAAAAAAAAAAAAAUGAAGAAGAAACAGAAGAUACAGAGUCAGUAGAGGCUAACAGAAGAACGAUGGAAAAAAAACCGAAAGACUAAUUUUUAAUUCGAAAUUUAGAAUAUAAAAGAUAAUCUAAAAAAUAAUUAAAAGUUUUAGAAAAUGUGAAUGUUACCUACUGGUUCAACCAGUGCUGGAUUUCGGGUUUUAGUAGGUUUUUGCGGAUUUUUGCGGGUUUUUAAAUUUUGAGUUUUUCACAAAUUUCGAACCGGAUUUAUCUCGAGUCACCGGAUUUACCGGUUCAACUUCGGGUCCGGGUUGUGUUUCAAAACACUGGAAAAAACUAAAGCAUAAGAUGCAGUUAAUAACAAAGAAGAAGAAAAACAAUAGAUCUAAAAUCGUGUGGGAGACGGGAAUCCAAAAAUGAAAACAAAAUCCGAUCCACAUCGGAACUCUAUUUUCAUUGACAGAAGAUGACUCCGGAUUACACAAGACAAACAUGAUUUUUUGGUUUAUAUUUUCAGUUUCCUUUUUUCCUAUAAAAUUUUAUGUUACUUGUAAUGCUACAUUCUAUAUAAAUAAAAUAGCUGUUAAUAAAGUAAAAAUAAAAUUUUAUCUGUAUACAGUAGUGCCAGCCAUAAUAAAUUAAGAAAAACAAGUCUCAUUAAUAAAUGAAAUAUGAAAAUAAAAAGAGGACAAUGGAACCGGACUCCCCAUAUAUUUCUUAUGAUAAACAAGAACAUUAAGCACUAGCCUACUUGAAGAUAGACAUGAACAUAAACGUAGGCCGAAAGCCCAAACUGGUCAAUGCCAGGGCCACCUUUGUAUAUAUAAAAAGCCUUUUAUAUAAUGUGCUACAACUGAAACGACAUCGUUUAGGUUUAUAUUUUUGUAAUCAUAAAAACUGAUAGACCCCCUCUGCAUCUUCUCUCUUUCGUCGUCUUCUUUUUCUCUUUGCUUUCUAGAGUCGUGCCUCUGUGACAGAAAGAAACCCUAAGUUCCUUCUGGCUUCUUGCAGGUCGUUUUUCUGACUCAUUCAACCACAGCUGUUUCAAGAUGUCUGAAUUAACGGAGAAAUUCAUGGAGCUGUCAGUGUCGUCUCCUCUGAUUCCGUCACUUCCAGACGACGUUGCGCUUGACAUCGUGGCUCGUGUGCCCAGAAGCCAUUACCCGACACUCUCCCUCGUCUCCAAGAAGUUCAGGAAACUCAUUGCCUCUCCUAAGCUCUACAAGAGGCGAUCUCAGCUGGGAAUCACCCAACACCGUCUCUACGCUCUCCUCCGCAACCGCAACACGGGUGACUGCCGUUUCUACAUCUUCCACCAGAAACUCAACUGCAGCAACCGCUUGGUCGUCGUCCGAUCACUUCCUCCCGUGUCUCACCGUGGAAGCUUUGUCUCGGUGGGUUCGAAGGUGUACGUGUUCAACGAUGUUGAUGCCCUCUGCGUUGACUGUACCUCCCACACGGUGCAGCCCAUCCCUGACAUGCCUCAGCGCUUCGCGGCAACUCCCAUGCCUAGUAGAGUUGGUACUGUCAUGGACGGGAAGGUUUACCUGAUCGGUGAUUCCCGUUUCACUUGGGAUCGUGGGAUGGCGUGGAGGAAAACAGUGAUGGUGCUUGAUGCAGAAACGCAGGUGUGGGAGCCUGUGAUGGGAAAAGAAGACAUGAGGGUUGGUGCUAUUUGGUCUGAUGCGGUGGUGAUGGAGGACAAGAUUUGCAUGAGAGGUGUUAGAGACACCUUUUCUGUUGUUUAUGGACCAAAGGAAAACACGUGGGAGUCUAACGAGGUGUUGAACUCUAAGAACUGGGAGGGUGGCUGUGUGGUUGAUGAUGUCCUCUACUUUCUUGAUUGUUCAGGGAAGGCGUUGAGGGCGUUUGACCCAAAGCAGAGCCGCUGGAGUGUUGUCAACGGUUUGGAUGAGUUUCUGGCUGUCGAGACUGCCCAGUCAAAGUGGCCUAAUGCGGUGAAGUGCGGUGAGAAGAAGCUGGCUCUCUUCUUUCCUAAGAAACAUGACGGCAAGGAGGUCAUUUGCUGUGCGCAGAUUGCUUUGGAAAGGCGCCAAGGAGGAGAGAUUUGGGGUAAGUUGGAGUCUUGUGAUGUUGUCGUUGAGGAUGAGCUGUUUGACAUGGUCAGAUGUGUGGCUGUCACCGUUUGAUGCAGAGUAAUAAUAAUCAUCUCUAUUUAGAUCCCUUCGUAUUUUAAUUAUCCUAAAUGCCACGGUCUAGUGUGUGGUUUGUACGUUUGCUUAACAUUGUUAGUGUAAAGACAAAACCUUGAGAGCCUGUUGUUGUUUAAUGUUGUCGUUUCAAACUUGUUUAAUGUUGUCGUUUCAAACUUGUGUUAUGUUCUGUUAAAUUUGCUAUGUUUUAUUCUUGAAUCGUUUCCUUAGA